Monopterus albus (swamp eel) is the source of this 1187-nucleotide messenger RNA. RefSeq names its product peptidylprolyl cis/trans isomerase, NIMA-interacting 1 (gene pin1). The record is from RefSeq and is a predicted model, not a curated record. Gene Ontology annotation, molecular function: protein binding; peptidyl-prolyl cis-trans isomerase activity. The transcript has 5 exons. Lineage: Eukaryota; Metazoa; Chordata; Actinopteri; Synbranchiformes; Synbranchidae. Gene Ontology annotation, cellular component: cytosol; nucleus. The coding region runs from base 111 to 506 and encodes 131 amino acids.
AAAACAACUCGUACCGUAAAUACGUUGAUAACUGUCGUAAUUUGCCUAGCUGCAGUUCAUACUGUUACAUCGCAGCUACACUGAAAUUAAAUUUGAAAACACUGCUAAAAAUGGCAGACGAGGAGAAGCUACCGCCUGGAUGGGAGAAGAGAAUGAGCCGCAGUUCAGGCAAAGUGUACUACUUCAACCAUAUCACCAAUGCUAGCCAGUGGGAACGUCCGGUGGGAGAUGGCCGUGGAGAGCCAGAUAAGGUGCGCUGCUCACAUCUCUUGGUGAAACAUAAUCAGUCACGUCGUCCAUCUUCAUGGCGGGAACAGAACAUCACACGAACUAAAGACGAGGCCCUGGAGCUCAUUCAGAAGUACAUAGAACAGAUCAAAUCUGGAGAGGAGAAAUUUGAGUCCCUGGCUUCUCAGUUCAGUGACUGCAGCUCAGCUAAGAACGGUGGAGACCUGGGAUUGUUUGGCAGAGCAAAAAUACAGCCGACUAUUACCAGACUCCUUUAGCGUUCAGUUGUUCCCAUCGACUGUAAAAGUGAAGUAACGCCACCCUGACUCAUUCGCUGGUUGGAGUAUAGGUAAGAUAUCCCACCUCCUUCAUGUUAGCUUUUAGGACAUGAGCCAUUCUAAAACCUAAAAGUACAAAUCAAAUACAAUCUUCCCAGACAUAAGUUCUGUGGUAUUUUGGUAGAUAUUAUCACACUGUGGUCAUUUUUUGAUAAGUUUGUCUGUCACCCCACUUGUGGUCGUUAUUGUUCAGAAUAUGGUAGCAAAAAAAGCAAGAUGGCAACCGCUAUAUUCACAAUAUUUUGGUUUGAUUUUUGCAUAGUGAGGGAGGUGGUGGUGCCAUGUCCAUCAUAUAUAUGUCAGUGGUUGUUCCCAGCACUUGAGCAGUCCCACUAGGAUCAGUGUUAUUAUUAGAAAUCUGCAUAAUGUUUAGAGAUUGAAAAGAUUGCAUGUUGAAUAUGUUUUUGAGCAGGAAGAUUUAUUGGUUAUAUUUGGUUAAUGAGCUGUUUUGUAAAGGUCUAUUUCCAGAAGUCAGUGGUGGUGAGAUAACUCGGCUGCCAUUAGUCAGUGUCGCUAAAAUGACACUGCACUUCAGCUGAAAAUGAAACCCAGUAAAAUUAUUACAUUAAACAGAGUUUAUGUACACGUUCUAUGAAUUUUUGUUUUUAAUGUGAAAAGGUG